This is a messenger RNA of Mytilinidion resinicola, 1760 nucleotides long. RefSeq lists its product as uncharacterized. Gene Ontology annotation, biological process: proteolysis. The record is from RefSeq and is a predicted model, not a curated record. Bases 39 to 1619 code for a protein of 526 amino acids. Gene Ontology annotation, molecular function: serine-type exopeptidase activity; dipeptidyl-peptidase activity. The transcript has 11 exons. Lineage: Eukaryota; Fungi; Ascomycota; Dothideomycetes; Mytilinidiales; Mytilinidiaceae.
CUGAACUUUCACUGUCUCAAUUUGUUUCAAUUGGCAGCAUGCGAUUCUUCUUGUCUAUCCCAGGUCUUGUGGCCUUUGCUGGGCUCGCAAGUAGCCUUCCACCGCGCAAAGAUGCCGAGAUGUCAAUUGUUCGACGACAAGAAGCGGCGGCAUACGAGUAUCAUACGAUAGAUCAGCCCAUUGACCAUUUCCCGCACAGCCCCCGCUAUGAGCCUCACACCAAAGACACGUUCAAGCAGCGCUAUGUGUUCGAUUCGACUUACUAUAAACCCGGAGGCCCCGUGUAUUUGUACAUUGGCGGAGAAACAGACCUCGCAAGCCGUUUUUCGAACCUCCAGACAGGAAUCAUACAAAUCCUGAUGGAGGCAACAAAUGGCCUAGGUGUGAUUCUAGAAAACCGAUAUUACGGUGAAAGCUAUCCAUUCAACACCAGCACGACCGACGAGCUCGCAUACCUCACUACCGAGCAGACGAUCGCUGACAACGCUUACUUUGCUCAACAUGUCGUAUUUCCAGGAAUUAACGGCAAUCUCUCUGCACCAGAGACCCCAUGGAUCCUGUACGGGGGGAGUCUAGCUGGUGCACAGACUGCUUUCUCUGUCAAAACUUAUGGAGAUAUUCUAUUCGGAGGCAUUGCAAGCUCCGGCGUAAUCCACGCUGUACUUGCCUAUCCGCAAUGGUACGACCCGAUUCAGAAGUUCGGGCCAUCCGAUUGUAUUGCAAGCAUCAACAAGAUUGUCGACAAGAUCGACCAGCUGAUCCAAGCCAAAAACACCAAAGCAAUCCAAGAACUGAAAGAAAUCUUUGGCCUAGGGCCUCUAUCAGAUCUCCGAGAUUUCGCGAUGACCAUCGCGUUCCCUCUUGGUGGCCCAAUGAACUACCCAACUGGAACUUGGCAAGAGCUUAACUGGUGGCCGGCGUAUACCUCCAACGAUUUCUGGAAUUUCUGCUCGAAUGUCACCAACAUAGACGCACCGGAGAGCAUUACAUCCGUUGAUUACAAAUUGGCGCCCUACACUGGCGGAGAGCCAUGGACUGAUCUCGGAAAAUAUGCUGAUUACGUCAAAAAGGUUAUCGUUCCUCUAUGCCUGAGCGGUAGGAUUGAUAGCACAGAUCCAGGCUGCUUUAGCACUCAAAAUGAGACUUUCUAUGCAGAUGUCACAAAUUCAGCCGCUCGCUCGUACCUCUACUCUACAUGCACCGAGCAAGGAGCUUACCAAGUCGCCCCAGCAUAUGGCCCAUCUUUGAUCUUGAGGGUGCUUCAAGUGGAUUAUACUCAGCAAUGGUGCACCUGGGCAUUCCCUCACGGGAAGUUCAACUCGAUCACGCCAACACCGAAUCUGACCUGGUACAACCACUAUGGUGAUUUAAACUUCAAAGCUGAUCGCCUCGCUUUCAUUGAUGGCAACCAGGAUGUGUGGCUAGACGUGUGUUAUCACUCAAACGAUGCGCCUCCUCGCUUUACAUCGGAUCUUCACCCAGAGUAUCUCAUUGAGAGUGGAGGCCAUCACUGGGAUUCCUAUGGAAUUAAGAAUAUUACGGGAGAGCCGCAAUUCAUUCGAGAAGCGCAUCUGUGGGAGAUCCGCACAGUGAAGAAGUGGUUGGCGACCAGGAAGUAAUGUACUGGAGAGCGUAUCGGGAAAUGUAACCCAUGAUAUAUGGUACGCUGUCGACCGCACGAUUGAUGUUGUAACGUCGAUCCGGCGUUGAAUACAGAAGCAAAAAUUCUUAGAAUAAUUCAAAAGCCCAUCUCUGGACUA